Molecule: messenger RNA, 994 nt
Organism: Cloeon dipterum
Lineage: Eukaryota; Metazoa; Arthropoda; Insecta; Ephemeroptera; Baetidae
Product: integumentary mucin C.1-like
Exons: 9
Coding region: 18-686 (222 amino acids)
Source: RefSeq, a predicted model, not a curated record
AACAGAACACACACAGGAUGACUGGACUUCAAAGAAGCAUUCUUUUCGGACUUCAGAUCCUGGUCCUGUUAAUCGCGCUUGAUGGUGGAGUAGCCAACGCUGCCGCUACCAAAACCAAACGCGUCACUACUACUACCACCAAAAAACCCACUACAACCAAACCCCCAACUACUACCACCCCAAAGAAAACCACUACUACUAAACCCCCCACUACUACCACUACGAAAACCACCACAGGAAAAACCACGACUACCAAACCAACCAUCCCAGGCCAAACCACGACUACCAAACCAACCACCACCAUACCAACAACACAAACUCCCAAAAUUCUACAAUGCACAUCAGUAGAUUUCAUGAGUUUGCAGAACAAGUGCUGCUCUCCGCCCGCUAACAAUUUGCUUGCGACCUCAUACAACAAGACAAUAGAAACCACUUGCCAAAACUUUGGCGUCGACAACUCUGUGUUCAACGUUUUUGUCCUCAACAAGCUGCAAAAUAUUCUGAAAAACAACACCGUGAACCGAACCGAUCUUUUCAACUUAGCAGCGCAACUCGGCCAAUCUGCUUGCUACAUUGAAUGCUACCUCAACCAAUCCGGAGCUAUUGAUAGCAACGGAACUAUUAGUGUUGAUGCGUUGACCGCCCUGCUGAUCGCCAAUCAAGACCCCAAUGGCCCCUUGGGAUAAAAUUAUUAAAAGGGUAGUUGGCCAGUGCUCGGACGCGAUGACCCAGUUGUCUCUGACGGCAAUCAUUCCACCUAGCCUGAUCGGUUGCAAUGUAACCGGUGGACUCAUAACGCAGUGUGUUCUAGCUUCAAUCGUUGAUCAAUGCCCAUCUAGAGUAACGAGCGCUGCCUGCGACACUGACUACGCUCAGUAUAAAGAGUGCACACAAUUGCUCUCGAUCAGCUAGAGCGGUAUAUAAGGUGUUAAAUGCCUGAAAAUCUGUGUAUUUGGCGCACAAUUGGCAAAUAAAUAUACGAUAUGAUUGGACG